Lagenorhynchus albirostris (white-beaked dolphin) is the source of this 895-nucleotide messenger RNA. RefSeq names its product zinc finger CCHC-type and RNA binding motif containing 1 (gene ZCRB1). Gene Ontology annotation, biological process: mRNA splicing, via spliceosome. The coding region runs from base 196 to 849 and encodes 217 amino acids. Gene Ontology annotation, molecular function: zinc ion binding; RNA binding. The transcript is spliced from 8 exons. Gene Ontology annotation, cellular component: U12-type spliceosomal complex. The record is from RefSeq and is a predicted model, not a curated record. NCBI's taxonomy places the organism in Eukaryota, Metazoa, Chordata, Mammalia, Artiodactyla, Delphinidae.
CCCGCCUCCGGGGCUUGGGUCAAAGGACAUCCUGGAAGAGGCACUGCUGCUAACUUCUUGUCGCCGGCUCCUGACCCUUCCCAGGACCCGUGAUGCCAAGGCAGCUGCAAGGGGCGACGAACUGUCGGGGUUGAGCCCCGAGCGAGCUGAGGGCUCGCGCUCUUCUAGUCUCCCGGGCCUGCCCCACCUGAAGAAAUGAGUGGUGGAUUGGCCCCAAGUAAAAGCACAGUGUAUGUAUCCAACCUGCCCUUUUCCCUGACCAACAAUGACUUAUACCGGAUAUUUUCCAAGUAUGGCAAAGUUGUAAAGGUUACUAUAAUGAAAGAUAAAGAUACCAGGAAGAGUAAAGGGGUUGCAUUUAUUUUAUUUUUGGAUAAAGACUCUGCACAAAACUGUACCAGGGCAAUAAACAACAAACAGUUAUUCGGUAGAGUGAUAAAAGCAAGCAUUGCUAUUGACAAUGGAAGAGCAGCUGAGUUCAUCCGAAGACGAAACUACUUUGAUAAAUCUAAGUGUUAUGAAUGUGGGGAAAGUGGACACUUAAGUUAUGCCUGUCCUAAAAAUAUGCUUGGAGAACGUGAACCUCCAAAGAAGAAAGAGAAAAAGAAAAAAAAGAAAAUUCCUGAACCAGAAGAAGAAAUUGAAGAAGUAGAAGAAAGUGAUGAUGAAGGGGAAGAUCCUGCUCUUGACAGCCUCAGUCAGGCCAUAGCUUUCCAGCAAGCCAAAAUUGAAGAAGAACAAAAAAAAUGGAAACCCAGUUCAGGGGGUCCCUCAACAUCAGAUGAUUCAAGACGCCCAAGGAUAAAGAAAAGCACAUAUUUCAGUGAUGAGGAGGAACUUAGUGAUUAAAAUUAUAUAUAUUAUGUCAAUAUCAUUAAAAAAUUUUUUAAAUCUU